Impatiens glandulifera is the source of this 1058-nucleotide messenger RNA. Its product is annotated as F-box protein At5g39250. Lineage: Eukaryota; Viridiplantae; Streptophyta; Magnoliopsida; Ericales; Balsaminaceae. Bases 149 to 898 code for a protein of 249 amino acids. Gene Ontology annotation, molecular function: protein binding. The transcript is spliced from 2 exons. The record is from RefSeq and is a predicted model, not a curated record.
UUUGGUAGAUUCUCUUCUUGUUAAUUAAUUAUCUGCUCUUCAAUUCCAUGAUCUUCAACAUAGAGAGUUUGGAUUGCUUUCUCGUUGAAGUUAUCGAUUGUGUUAUUUGCGUCAUGAAUCGGGGAUUCUAACUAAGCUGUUGGAAAAUAUGUCAUUUGAAGAAGUUCUAAAGGUUGUGUUUCCCCUGUUGGAAGGGACUGACCUUGCUUCCUGCAUGUUGGUUUGCAAGCAGUGGCAAGCAAUAGCCUUAGAUGAUUAUUUAUGGAAAUGUCAGUGUGGUAAAAGAUGGCCUUCGCUCUGCAAACGAACAUCUCCUCCUUCCACAAGCUACUACAAAUUAUUCCAGAGCUUCUACAAACGUCAGAAGAAUCGGGCAGUUCUACCACCAAGAUUCUCCUCCAAGGAUAUUGAGUUCUACAUUGAUAUUUGGGCAGAAGGAGAAUCGAUCUUCUCAGAAGUGGUCCCAGCAUCUGUCCUACAAAAUGGGCUUAAGCUCCAAUCUCGUGGAAUCAGCAACAUGCCUAGGUUGCACUUGGAUGGUCCAGAAUACAAGAUGACACUUGAAGUGGAGCCAAGGCUGAGUGUACCAGUUGACCAGGAUGUGAGAGUCUCGGUUCUUGUUGGACGCAAAGACACAAACAAAGUUGCUUGCAUUAUCAACAAUUCACUGUUUGAUUAUAUGGACCGAACUGCAUACAGGGCUCUUGCGUUUGACUAUAUCGAACUGUCCCCAUCUUACCCAUUUGUUUCUGGCAUCCGAGCAUGGAUCUCUUUGCUUUUCACGGAGAAUAGUACUGAGGAGGUUAUUAAUGUUUGUGGGAUUGAAAUGGAUUUCUGUGAUGUGGCCAAUUCUGAAGAUGAAGCGAUGUGGCUGUUAGACAUGUUAGAUUGGAAGUAAGUGAUGGAUCACAUUUGCCCAAUAACUCCAAUAACUUUUUAUUAUGGAUCACAUUUGCCCAAUAACUCCAAUAACUUUUUAUUAUUACUCAAGUAAUAAGCUUUGAAUUUCAUGUUAACGUUUUUAAUUUUUUCAAAUAAGUUCUUGCAAAUUCCAUUGA